Hyla sarda is the source of this 1284-nucleotide messenger RNA. It is a transcript of the gene LYSMD4, whose product is annotated as LysM domain containing 4. The transcript has 4 exons. NCBI's taxonomy places the organism in Eukaryota, Metazoa, Chordata, Amphibia, Anura, Hylidae. The record is from RefSeq and is a predicted model, not a curated record. Bases 273 to 1115 code for a protein of 280 amino acids.
CGUCCCUGAAUCUGAUUGGUCGAGUAUCUCCCCUGGUUGGCAUCGUCUCUCCAUGUACAGUCCAGGUGGCUGGGACCCGGCUGAGCAACUAGAACCGAAGAAGGGGAGGAGGGACGAGGCACCCGGGGGGCGGCACAGUCCGGGGAUCCAGGGCCUGCUACGGUCUGGACGGAGAACACUAGGCAGUGCUAAUGGAUAUUUGUCUUCAGCUUGAAGGCCACCGGUAAUGGUUGACAGGAGCGGUAUUUCAGUAUUUCUUGGAUGUAACAACCAUGCGCCUGAAGAAGGAACCUUCUCACUCCUUCCACCCCCCGACUACGAUCCAUUCAUCUCGGGGAAGCCAUGUUUACACAUUUACCAAUGGGUCAGCAGACCUCGACAGCUUUUCAGAAGACGAACUUGACGUUACAGAGCUGCGAGCGAGAGGAGGGGAGCUACACAGACAGACUCCAUCAAGGGAAAGAGUCGGGGACAUCGUUCUGUUGGAACAUAACCUUACAGAGAAUGACAACCUUAACAAACUGGCACUGCAGUAUGGCUGCAAGGUAGCCGAUAUUAAGAGGAUAAACAACUUCUUGACAGAGCAGGAUAUGUACGCCUUAAAGACCAUUAAGAUUCCGGUCAAGGUUCAUAGCGUUUUGACAGAGCGGUACGAGGAGGCCAGCGCACAAGGCCCAUCAGAAGAUUCUAUAGACGUUGUGGUUGAGUCUGGCGAUGAGGCAUCAGUCACUGUGACGGAAAACAGAGAUAUAACUCAGUACUUCCGGGAAAUAGACCAGAACAUUGAAGCUGCAGCUCAGAACCAGGAGCUGUUCAGUGAAUCAUUAGAUCUCGGUACAAGCAGCCAUCAGCUCUCCUCCAUCCUCGCACACAAAGACCCCAGUCUAGGAGCAGACUGGGGCAUACGAUGGUGGAAUGCAGUUUUUAUUAUGCUUUUAAUUGGAAUAGUGCUGCCAGUAUUUUAUAUCCUUUACUAUGAAACAUGGAAAGGCCAAGAACAAUUACACUCUGCCAGUGCCGCAGUCUCCGCUAUGCCAAACACAAGCAGAGAUCUGGCAGGACAAAUUCCAAGACCCUUACAUUAUGCUCAAAGACCUUUUGAUACAGGAGGCUAAGAUGGGAAAGAACGUUUAGAGCUAACUUGUCACUGCAUCCUGCCUUUAUGUAAACCAGUAUAUUAACUCUACAGUGCUGCUUGGUGAGGUUUACCAUUGACUACCCCAGGAGCAUUCAUUGUAGGUGUUUUAGAAGAUCAACACUGGGCUCGCCUCCUAUACCUUUAAU